Fundulus heteroclitus (mummichog) is the source of this 1615-nucleotide messenger RNA. Its product is annotated as homeobox protein HMX1. NCBI's taxonomy places the organism in Eukaryota, Metazoa, Chordata, Actinopteri, Cyprinodontiformes, Fundulidae. The transcript has 3 exons. Gene Ontology annotation, molecular function: DNA-binding transcription factor activity, RNA polymerase II-specific; RNA polymerase II transcription regulatory region sequence-specific DNA binding. The coding region runs from base 450 to 1268 and encodes 272 amino acids. The record is from RefSeq and is a predicted model, not a curated record. Gene Ontology annotation, biological process: negative regulation of DNA-templated transcription; regulation of transcription by RNA polymerase II. Gene Ontology annotation, cellular component: nucleus.
CAGCCAAUAGGCGGUACUGCGCUGUGCCGUUCCUCAGGACGCGCUCUCCAUCUCCAGCCCUGAGGACAUCACCGGGUCUCCGCUCUGCUUUCCUCCCUAAUUGACCCAAAUCCAGUUUCUCGGCUGUCCCUAAAGGCGCGCUAUCACGCAGCCUGCACGAUUAGGUGCGAAACGACGCACCGUGGAGCUUUUUCACCCUCUCUCUCUCUCCCUCUCUCUCUGUGUCUGGGAGCAGUAAAUACCUCUUUGCCUUUCUGUCCUCAGAUCAGCCCCAACACGAGGUCCGCGCCUGGAUCUCCCUCAGCAGAACCUCUCGGAGCGCGUUCGGGAUGAUUUACGCAGAGCCGAAAAAGCCGCUGCCUCUCCAGGGAAGGGCGUUAUAAUACUCUGAUCCGCGGGGAUAUUUCAAGCUGCGAUAACCAGCCGGACCCAUAAGCGCAAGAGUCGUAAUGUUAGACGAUAAAGCGCCGAGAUCCAAACUCGGUGCUCCGUCUUUUUACAUCGAGAAUCUGCUGGGCACCUCCGGCGGGGAUUCUACGGUCGAGGAGCGGGCGGAGACCCCCGGAUACAAAGUUAGGGGGGCUGCGCCUAACUCGGGGGUCAGUAGGGGGCUGGAAACGGGACAACCUCUUCCAAACACUGAAGAGCUUCAUGGGUCCAGCAUCUCAGAUAAACGGGGGGUCCAUGCACCACCAAGCCGAGGUGAUUCCCAAGCUUUAUCGGACUCAGCGGAGGAGAGCGAUGAAUCAGUGGGGAAGAGAGACGAGAGUCCAGCUAAUGACAGAGAGGAAGAAGCUGUGCAUUCUUGCUGCACCCUAGGGCAUGACAAGUGUGAUACGAGUGAGGCUAAAAUGCUGCGGAAGAAGAAGACGCGCACCGUGUUCAGCCGCACUCAGGUCUUCCAGCUGGAGUCCACCUUCGAUCUGAAGCGCUACCUGAGCAGCGCUGAGCGAGCCGGGCUGGCCGCCUCGCUGCAGCUCACAGAGACCCAGGUCAAGAUCUGGUUUCAAAACCGCAGGAACAAGUGGAAACGUCAGAUCACCGCCGACGUGGAGACCGGCAGCGCCCUCGUACCUUACAGCGGCCACAGGGUGGUCAGAGUCCCCGUGGUGUACAGAGAGAGCGGCGGCACGCCUCUGACUCUAGCCGGCCUGCCUCAGGUGUCGCCGCCGGUUAUCGGGGUCUCGGAUCCCAUCACCUAUCCACUGGCUGCACACCUCGCCCACCCGGUGAUGUUCAUGUCGCCACAGAUGACCGGACUGGUAUGAUGUAAGCUUGAAAGUAGAGACAUCAUCAGCAACUUUAACUUUAUCAGUUUAAAUGGCCUGAUUUCUUUUCCAAACCACUGAGGAUUUAUUCACCAUGUGCUUAGCUAUUUCUCCUGGAUGUCUUUGCUUCAAAGAUACAAUCAUCAACUUUAUUUUUUAACCUAUUGGUAAGCACAAGUCGUUUUGGGGGCUAGGACUUCAUGACCGUUUCUUAUGAGGAUGUUUCACACAAGAUGCAAACGCCCAGUUCUGUUGCAUUUUUUUGAUCACCCUUUUGCUUUUCACAGAAAAUGUACAUAGAGUGUAUGGGAUCAACUCAAGGUCAAUAAAACUGUCAGCUUCUCACA